Ceratitis capitata (Mediterranean fruit fly) is the source of this 2048-nucleotide messenger RNA. RefSeq lists its product as uncharacterized. Lineage: Eukaryota; Metazoa; Arthropoda; Insecta; Diptera; Tephritidae. The coding region runs from base 182 to 1528 and encodes 448 amino acids. The record is from RefSeq and is a predicted model, not a curated record. The transcript has 2 exons.
ACAGUUUUUUCCUCCACACGCUGGAGUACGAGUUGGACUGCACGGCAUUUUAGCCGUUACAAGUGGUGUAAAUACAAACACACAUACAUACAUAAGCGGUGCGAAAAUCUUUUAAACGAAUCAAACGAAAAUCUGUUUUUGCGCUGAAGUUGUGAAUUCUGUGUUGUAGGACCCGGGAACCAUGCGGAUCCAGCGGAGUCUAGUGUUUUGUGCCCUCGGUACACUCUCCCUGCUCACACUUGUCGCCGGCAAGGCGCUGAUCGAUCAACAAACUGCCGAAUCGCAAGCGAAUAGUGCCACCGUCGCCCAGCAACGCAUCGGCUGGGAUCACGAUCAACAUGAGGUGCAUGAAGUACACGAUCACCACCAUCAUGAGCAUCAUCACGAUCCGGGUUUCUGGAAGAAGAAAGUCACUUGGAAGGAGGGUUGGAAAAAGAUUUGGAAACCAGCCAAAAAGCAAAUUUGGAAUCCUUCUUGGAAACAAAUCUGGAAACCCAUUUGGGUGCCAGUUAAAGUGCCCGCUUGGAAGGAUAUCAAAGUGCCAGCGUGGAAGCAGGUGUGGAAGCCAGUGUGGAAGGAGAUAAAGGUGCCCGCCUGGAAGGAGAUACAAGUGCCAGAUUGGAAGAAAAUUUGGAAGCCAGUGUGGGUACCAACGAAAGUGCCCGCAUGGAAGGAUAUCCAAGUGCCAGCGUGGAAACAAAUUUGGGUGCCGGUUUGGAAGGAGAUACAAGUGCCCGCAUGGAAAGAGAUACAGGUGCCGGAGUGGAAACAAUAUUGGACACCAGAGUGGAUUAAAGUAGGUAUACCCGGUGAGAAGUAUCUGGGUAAAGAUCCCGAAGGUUGGGAAUACACAAGCCACGAUCUGUGGAAAAAGAAACUAGUAUGGAAAUCACAUUGGAAGAAGAUAUGGAAACCGGCGAAGAAACAAAUUUGGGUACCCAGCAAGAAAUUAGAAUGGAAGGAAGAAUGGAAACAGAUUUGGAAGCCGGCUAAAAAACAAAUCUGGGUAGAUGAUAAGAAAUUGGAAUGGAAGGAAGCGUGGAAACAAAUCUGGAAGCCAGCCAAAAAACUCGUUUGGAUACCAGAUAAAAAACUCGAAUGGAAAGAGUCGUGGGUGCAAAUUUGGAAACCGGCGAAAAAACAAAUUUGGGUCGAAGACAAGAAACUUGAAUGGAAGGAAGCUUGGAAACAAAUUUGGGUGCCUGGUUGGAAGGAAAUUUGGGUGCCGGCUUGGAAGAAAAUCUGGCGGCCUGUAAUCAUUUCUGAAUGGUUCCCCACACCAGAUCAUCACGAUCAUCAUCAUCACGAGCAUGCAGAGCAUGGUUGGGAUCGCAAGGACGUUCAGAAUCAAGGUGGCAGUAAAUUGUUGUGGAAACGCGACGACAAAGCUACACAACUGAAACCAGUCGCCACAGCCGAUUUUCAAACGGCAAAAGCAACUGAGGUGAAAACAUCCGCGGCAGUGGGUACACAACCCGUAGCUCCUGUGGCGUCGCCACCGCAUGGCAUCAAAUUUCCCGGUGCGUAAAUGAACGAAGUAACUGUGCACUUUGUUAAGAUGAGAAAGUUUUUCUUAGGUUUAGUAGUUGAAAAGCCCUCCUUCUUCUACAAACAUUCAAAUUUGUAAUGCAGCAUUUAAAGCAUUUAAAAUCCGAUUCUGAGAAAACUCACAAAAAUAUUAGUUCUUGAUAUGAGAGAAUAUUCUUCGUGGUGUUGAGAUCUAGCAAUUUUGUGAGGUCUUUAGAAUUAGUUGGUAAAUUGAAAGAAAAGGUGUACAAGUACAGUUAAAUUAACAUACAUUCAUUUGCCGUUCAUUUGCGCACAUUAUUUGUUAUUUUUGUAAAUAUGUAUUCCAGUCGUUAGUAUAUAAGGCACAUCACAAAAUGCAUUUUAUUACUAAAAGUUAUUUAAAUUUAUUUUGUUUAAGUUUAAAACUCCCCCCGCCCAUUUUUUCCUGUUCUUCAACUCAAAACAAUCAUUUUCCAUAUUUUCUCUUCCACUUCGAUUAAAUUAUUUUUGUAUACCACAACACAACUAUUAUAACAAGU